ACAAAUCUACGCUGGGACAACGUGCCCCAUAGUGCGGACACAACUUUCUUCUCGUCCUGGGGAAGUGUGAGAUGGGAAGGAUGUACACGCAGAGCAAACGCAAACCAAGGGAAAUGUUUGCCCCGUCUAAGAAUUCUGCCCUGGACUGACAGCCGCGGAUGUGCUAAACUUAAGUUUAUUAGGGUAUUAAAUCGUGGAAUUGCAGGCUGGAAACUCCGAACAAAAGCAUCGCAUCGCUGGAUUCAUCAAGUCAUGGAUAUUGUCGGCCUUUGAAGGGCUAUUUGGAGUGAAGGAUUUCCAUCAGAGAAGUAUUUGAAUCUCAUCGGCUUUUGAAUGUGGAAGGAGAAAGGUUUGUCUAUUUUAUCUGAAAGAAAGACUGAUGUUUGAAACCUAACUGGAAAGACACAGACACAGACUCACACAGGCACACCAUUGAGAGAGUGUGUUCCAGUGAACUGACUAAGGAAAGAGUUUUAACGAGUUACGCAGACUGGGAAGAGAAAUCACACUGUUCACAGCAAGAACAAGCUGUAUGUGUUUUCAUUGUGUACCAGUCUUCAGCCAUUCUUCCAACCUGUGGAUUCACAAGGACAGCCGUACCAUGGAGAAACCGUUGGAACGUGAGGAUUGUGGGAAGGGAUUCCGAUCCCCGUCUGCUCUGAAGGUUCAUCGACACAACCAUACUGGUGAGAAACCGUUCACCUGCUCAGUGUGUGCAAAGGGAUUCACUUCCUCAUUCAAACUUCUCUCACAUCAGCAAGUUCACUCUGACGAGAGACCUUUCAAAUGCACGGACUGCGGGAAGAAGUUUAAAAGUUCAAGGUUACUGGCAUCCCACAAAGCCGUUCACACCAGCGAGAGACCAUUCAGCUGCUCUCACUGUGGGAUUCGGUUCAAGCAGUCAUCUCACCUGUACAGACAUCGGCGGGUUCACACUGGGGAGAGGCCGUUUGCCUGCAGCAAGUGUGGGAUGACAUUCAUUCGAUCGUCUCACCUGCUCAAACACCAGCAAGUCCACACAAAGGAGAGACCUUUUACGUUCUCAAGUUGCGAGAAGAGCUUUAAAAGCAGCAACGGUCUUCAGCUCCAUCAGCUCAUUCACCUCGAGAAGAGACCGUUCAGUUGCUUGGUGUGUGGGAAGGGAUUUAUUCAGUCGACCCAUCUGCUGACACACCAGAGGGUUCACAGUGAAGAGAGACCUUUCAAAUGCCAGGACUGUGGGAAGUGCUACAAAAGGUCCGGGGACCUGAUGUGCCACCAACGUGUUCACACCGAGGACAAACCGUUCAGGUGUUCUCACUGUGGGACUGGGUUCAAGAGGUCGGGUCACCUGCUGAGACACCAGCGACUUCACACUGGGGAAUGACCACUCAGCUGCUCCGAGUGUGGGAGCAGCUUUUCCAGCGCUUCCUCCCCGCAGUCACACCGGAGUGUUCACAAUGUUGUGAGACACUUUGAAUGUUUUCAGUGUGAGAAGAGCUUUAGAAGCAAACAGACUUUCCUGAGACACCAGCAAGCUCCUGUCGACGGGAAACCCUUUAAAUGCCUGGACUGCAGGAAAUGUUUUAAAAUGUCCGGGGACCUGAUAUCCCAUCAACGUUUUCACACCAAGAAGAAACUAUUGAAAUGUUCUCACUGUGAGACUGGUUUCGAACUGGCCUAGUGAGACACCAGCGAGUUCACAGUCUGUGGGGAAUGGAUCAGAGGGCAUCGCCACUUUUAAUCACAUCCAGGAGCGAAUGUGUGGGUUAGUUCUGAAGUGUGUAUGGAAUGUGUCCCAAACACUCUCCCAUGGUUCACGCUGGUCACUGAUAUCCCACCGUGCUGGUCUGCAGCAGGGCAGGAACAAAGAUGUGACGCUGCCACAGGGACGUGUGAAUUUCACUCAGUGUAAUCCCACUGCUCAAGCUUUAACCCCCCAAGCCUAGGGAAUGCCUGGACCAUUACCUCCAUCUCGUGACAUACUGCCCUGUUCCCUGCUUGCUGAGUCUGUCCCCAUACUGGUACAGGUAGAACAGUGUUUAAUCUCUAUCUCUGCUGGAACCACACAGGACACACCUGGUAAAAGUAACAGGGAAGAUUUGGGCUGGAAAUUGGGGUUUGAUAAAGUUUCCUUUUCAAAUAGUGACACACCAAAUGCAUGUCCUUUGUCCAUUCUCACAUCCUGAGGGCCUGCUCGCUUUUCACUGGUUUUGUGCUGUAAAAUAAUUAUUUCCUCUUUAGUCAACCUGUUUGGACGCAUCCUAACAUGCGGCGUGGUGGCUCAGUGGUUAGCACUGCUGUCUCACAGCGCCAGGGACCUGGGUUCGAUUUCACCCUCGGGCAGCUAUCUGUGUGGAGUUUGCACAUUCUCCCCCCAUGUCUGCGUGGAUUUCCUCUGGGUGCUCUGGUUUCCUCCCACAGUCCAAAGAUGUGGAGCUGAGGUGGACUGGCCAUGCUAAAUUGCCUGUAGUGUCCAGGAAUGUCUAGGUUAGGUGGGUUAGACAUGCGGAAAUGCAGGCGUAGGGUAAUGAGUCAGGGUUGGAUGCACUUCGGAGGGGCAGUAUGGACCUGUUUCCACACUGUGGGGAUUCUCUGCCCUCUGGACAAGCAGGAUUUCAAUGCUGAUCUUCUGGGUUCAAGGUAGGGACAGUUGCUCUGCACCAUGAGAGCCUUUUGGCUUGCUAGAAGAUUAUUAGGUCACUUAAAAGGAUGAAAGUUACCAUUUCACUUGAUGGUUCACUGCUUACACCUAACUUAAUUAGAAACUCACUUUUGUAUAUUGGAGCGGGAAGUGAGGAACUGUAAAGAAAACGUGCUAAGGUCAGGGCAAGCUGGGAGUUUCUCAAGUUUGCAAAAAUGUACUGCAGCCAAAAGUUAACAAAAACGUGGAGGGGUUUAUGAAGGCUAACACAUGGACGUCAGGGAAAUAAAUGGCAACAAGGUGUAGCAGCCUUGAGACGAGAAUAGAAUCAUGGUGAAUGCACAGGCCAUCAUAUGAUAUAGUGAGGUGAGAAUUACUCACAUGAGCUGUGACUGGCUGGAGGGAGGGGUUCACCUGAUGAGAACCAGGAUAAAGAUCGUAGAACCCCUACACUGUGGAAACAGGCCCUUUGGCCCAACCAGUCCACACCGAACCUCAGAGCAUCCCGCCCAGAUCCCAUCCUCCUACAACCCUGCCUAAUCUACACAUCCCUGAACACUAUGGGCAAUUUAGCAUGGCCAAUCCACCCUAACCUGCACAUUUUUGGAUUGUGGGAGGAAACCCAUGCAGACACAGCGAGAAUGUGCAAACUCCACACAGACAGUCGCCCGAGCGUGGAAUCGAACCCAGGACCCUGGUGCUGUGAGGCAACAGUGCUAACCACUGAGCCACCAUGCCAGCGCAAAGAUAAAAGAGAGCCUCUCAGAAAAGACCAUUCUGCGGAGAAGAACCAGAAUUCCUUAUUUCUCUUUUGUUUUUAAAUAUCAAAGCACAUUCUCAUUGUAUCACUGAAAUCUGGAGCAUUUUAAUUCUUUUACAGGUCAGUGUCAAUGACUGAUAUUUUGACAGAAAUAUGAAUAGGCAGGGCAUAGAGGGAUACAGACUGCAUAGAGGCAACAGGUUUGUAGUUUCUGGAAGGCAUUGUGUCGGCAGAGGUUUGGUGGGCAGAAUGGCCUGUUGCUGUUUUGUUUUCUUUGUUUGAGUCCAACUGGUCCUCACUUUUUGUAAUACCAAUAAACACAGAUCUUACAGUAUAUGUUUCCUUGGAGUUUGUGUUUCUCUGGGACCAGCUCAAAGUGGUCCUAACAUUCAGAUUUGGACCUUGAACAUGGACCAUAAGGGCCACAUACGUGGAGCACCAUUACUGGAUGCCUUUCAUCCCUGAUUUGAAGUAUGCCUCCAUUCGUGACUAUACCUUCAGCUGCCUGGAGCCUAAGUUCUGGGAUUUCCUCUUCAAACCUCUCCAUCUUUUCUAAUUCACUUAGCUCCUUUUUAACAGUCCUUCUAACCCACUUCUUUGUCCAAGAUUUUCAUGGUCUGAUCUAAUAUGUCCUCCAGUAUCUCCUGGGACACUUUUUAUUACGUGAAGAUCUCUGUGGAAAUGUAAAUUGUUGUUGUUCAGUCAAACCUGGUCAAUGAGGGAGUGAGUCUGUAUGAAUGUAACUCAGAUAGACACAGCUUGUUAGAACGGACCUGGGGAGGAGAAGUUCUGAACUAACCACUGGACUUUCUGUUCCCCAGAAUCGUGAUAAGCUGAUUCUACCCAUACAUUUGAUAUUACUAACGAAAGUAAUGAAAGGCAAUUUCUUGUUUUUGAGACGCGUUAUUUGUCCAGAUUGGAGUUGCAGGCCUAGAGCGCGUAAGCAGCAUUCCCAAAGAUCUUUCUUUGUGUAUGUCACCUCGCCAGCAAUUGUUCUGACUGUGUGUGUCUUUUUUCCCCCAUUAUUGUUUCCUCAAAGUUGUUUUACUCUUAAAUGAACAGUCCCUGUUGCAUUAACCAUGAAGAUCCCUGAGGUACACUCCUGGACAAUGAAUGGCAGUCACAUGGUGGGGGGGGAAAUCACUGAGUGAGUGAAUGAGUGAAACUGUUUACCGCAGAGGGCCGGCAAGGCCAGAGUAUUAAGUGUAUUUCAGGCUGAGAGAGACAAACUUUUAAUCAGGAAGAGGAAUCACAGAUUAUGGUGGAGAAGGGAGGAAGGAGUUGAGGAUGAUCCAAUCAGCCAUGGUCUCACUGAAUAGUGGAGCAGACUCCUUGGGCCGAAUGCUCAGCUUCGACACCCAUGUUUUAAUGAGUCGGCCUCCCGAGUCACGUUUCACCCCAGCGAGCUGGUUGCAGGGGAGUUAGCUCCUUGACGCUGGCUAUUUGGCUUCAAGGGGCCUGUCAUAGAGUUGGGCAAGUGCCUGAAGAGCACAAUAGCAUAAGGGUUGUUGCUGCCCGGUAAUCCGUGACCUCAAUGUUAUUUAUGGGAGUUUGGGGUGGGGAGGGGGCAUGGUGAGAGUGUCAGUUCUGUUUGGUGAGUGAGUGAGUCUGUAUAAAUGUAACUCAGAAUGGACCUGGGGCGGAAGAAGCUCUGAACUAACCUUGAGAGUUUCUGUUCUCCACAUGAGGGAAAAGCUGAUUCCUUCCAACCAUUUGACACUAUGAUCAAAAAUAACGAAAGAUGAUUUGUUGAUGUGAUUUGCUUCAUUUGAUAGGAUUGAAAUUGAAAGCUCACAGCAGGCAAUUUACUGUUUUCUGCAAUUUUAUUUCGUGUGUCAUUUAUGCUUUGCUUUUUAUUCUAGUGUUA
Molecule: messenger RNA, 5250 nt
Organism: Rhincodon typus (whale shark)
Lineage: Eukaryota; Metazoa; Chordata; Chondrichthyes; Orectolobiformes; Rhincodontidae
Product: gastrula zinc finger protein XlCGF7.1-like
Exons: 2
Coding region: 533-1366 (277 amino acids)
Source: RefSeq, a predicted model, not a curated record